Molecule: messenger RNA, 3149 nt
Organism: Pungitius pungitius (ninespine stickleback)
Lineage: Eukaryota; Metazoa; Chordata; Actinopteri; Perciformes; Gasterosteidae
Gene: matn4
Product: matrilin 4
Exons: 17
Coding region: 220-2325 (701 amino acids)
Molecular function (GO): calcium ion binding
Source: RefSeq, a predicted model, not a curated record
GGUCACGGAGCGAGAGGCGCACAGCGACACGUGAGACUUCCCCGUGAGGAGCUGUCGGGAUAAAGGAGCGCGUCCCCGCCACUGUGUGCGUGUAACGGGACCUGUUGCCGCGGACGAUCACCUGUCUUACCUGUCACACCCGGAGCCCGCAGCGUCGCGUCCCGCCAGCAGUGUCCCCAGGCUGAUCCGGUUCCAGUCUGCUAGAAGAGGAUCCAGAGGAUGAAGAUGGGUGCGCUGUGUGGCUUCGUCCUGACGACUCUGCUCGUCCUCGCCUCCGCACGACCCAAAGCAGGUCCGGAGCAGAAGUGUAAGUCCGGUCCGGUGGAUCUGGUCUUCCUCAUCGACAGCUCCCGCAGCGUCCGGCCACACGAGUUCGAGACCAUGAGGAAGUUCAUGAUUGACAUCCUUAGCACCUUGGACAUCGGACUCAACGCCACCAGGGUGGGAGUGGUUCAGUACUCCAGCCAGGUGCGCAGCGAGUUCUCCCUGAAGACACACCCCAGGCUGGACGCCAUGGUGAAGGGCAUCAAUGAGAUCAUCCCCCUCGCUCAGGGGACCAUGACCGGACUCGCCAUCAAAUAUGUGAUGAACGAGGCUUUCAUUGACGAGGAGGGAGACCGGCCAAAGGUACCCAACGUGGCCGUGAUCGUGACGGACGGGCGUCCUCAGGACCGCGUGGCAGAGGUGGCGGCCGAGGCCAGAGGGAAAGGCAUCGAGAUCUAUGCCGUGGGCGUGGCCAGGGCCGACAUGGCGUCGCUAAGGGCUAUGGCAUCGCCGCCCUUUGAGGACCAUGUCUUCCUGGUGGAGUCCUUCGACCUCAUCCACCAGUUCGGGUUGCAGUUCCAGGACAAGCUCUGUGGUGUCGAUCUGUGCUUGGAGUCAGAACACAGCUGUGAGCACAUCUGUGAGAGCUCCCCGGGCUCCUUCCACUGCCUCUGUCUGCCCGGCUACACGCUGCGGGAGGACGGGAAGACGUGUGCAGCCAUCGAUCUGUGCGCUGAGGGGAAACACGACUGUGAGCAGAUCUGUGUCUCUUCUCCUGGUUCUUUCACCUGCGACUGUAACAAAGGCUUCAAACUAAACGAGGACAAGAAGACGUGCACAAUGAUCGACUACUGUUCGUUCGGGAACCACAGUUGCGAUCACGAGUGUGAGAGCGUGCUCAACGGCUACUUCUGCCGCUGUAACCAUGGAUACAGGCUGCUGGACGCCAAGCGCUGUGAGGCCAUCGACCUUUGCGCUGAGGAGAAACACAACUGUGAGCAGAUCUGUUUCAGCGCUCCGGGCGUCUUCACUUGCGACUGCAACGAAGGCUUCAAGCUGAACGAGGACAAGAAGACGUGCACGCCCAUCGACAUGUGCGCCGAGGGGAAACAUGACUGUGAGCAGAUUUGCAUCAGUGCGCGCGGCGUCUUCAUCUGCGACUGCAACAAAGGCUUCAAGCUGAACGAGGACAGGAGGACAUGCACAAACAUGGACCUGUGCAGCAGCGUGCAGCACGGCUGUGAGCAUCAGUGCGUGAGCACCCCGGGGUCCUUCUACUGCGUCUGUCCUGAGGGACAGCUGCUGCAGGAGGACGGGCGCAGCUGUGGCAGCUGUAAGUCAGCAAACAUCGACCUGGUGCUCCUCAUCGACGGAUCUAAGAGCGUCAGGCCUCAGAACUUUGAGCUGGUCAAGAAGUUUGUCAACCAGGUGGUGGACUCUCUGGACGUGUCGGCUCAGGGUACCAGGGUGGGUCUGGUCCAGUACUCGUCUCGGGUCCGGACCGAGUUCCCUCUCAACAGGCAUCACACAGCUGAUGAGAUCAAAGCUGCCGUCAUGAAGGUGGACUACAUGGAGAAAGGCACCAUGACGGGUCUGGCCCUGAAGCACAUGCUGGAGACCAGCUUCUCGGAGGCUGAGGGCGCUCGACCUGCCGGCCGCAACAUCCCCCGAGUCGGGCUGGUCUUCACAGACGGACGCUCGCAGGACGACAUCACAGAGUUCGCCAAGAAGGCCAAAGAAGCUGGUAUCACCAUGUACGCCGUAGGCGUGGGCAAAGCCGUGGAGGACGAGCUGCGUGAGAUCGCCUCGGAGCCACUGGACAAACAUUUCUACUACACCACCGACUUCAGCGCCAUCAGCACCAUCGCAGAGAACCUCAAACUCAACGUGUGCCCAGCGGAGAGUCAGGGGGAGAUCGAGGUGAAGGACCCGUGUGCCUGUGAGAGUCUGGUGGAGUUCCAGCAGGCCACCAUGAGCAGCCUGGAGCAGCUCACCAGCAAACUGUCGGCCAUGACGGCGCGUCUGGAGCAACUGGAGAACCAGCUUCUCUCCAGGAAGUGAUUGGAUCCUCAUCAACAUCACAGAGGAAGAGGAACAGACCGAGGAAGAGGAGGGGCACACCACAAACAAGCGGACAAAAACCGAAGCAACCUUUGACACGAGACCUUUGUGGCCUUCAGUUGGUCCCCUAGAGGAAACCUUCACCUGAAGGCUGGUGAUACAGGGUCACACUUUCUCUCUAAAGUUUUAACAACACAUUAAAAAUGACCAAUGCUUCACUAUCUACAUGUAGGAUUUACAACAGGUGUUAUAACUGGUGUUAUUAAUAACAGAUGUUAUGACAUCAAUCCUACAUGUAGGGUGUACAACAGAUGUUAUAACUGGUGGCAUAACCGUCUGUCUUUAUAAACUGGAUAUUAUCUGAUACGUCAGCGCUCUGUUUACAUCUCCUCUGGUGUUUAAUGUGAUGUCUUUGAAUAAAGAUGAAUGUGUCGUUACCACUCCUGAUGGUACAUCCCGACUGAUCUGACUGAUGAAGAGGAGAGUGGGUUAUGUUUCAAAUUAAAAGGGAAGCCCUUGGUCACCACUGAAUAUGCUCUCUCUCUCUCUCUCUUAAAUCUCAUUUGUUCUCCACUGCACUUAUAUAGAUUCAUUCUUUAACACGUCCGACUAUUAUAAGAAUUAUAAAGUGGUCCUUCAUCAUCAUCAUCGUAUCAUCAGACUGAUAAUGUUGAUCAUUUGGUUUCUCGCUUGUAGAAGCCAAAGACCACCACACAUGUAUACUCUUUGUAUUUGAACACCUGUAUGUUUUUGUAUAUUUUAGAACACCUGUUCCUUUUUGUAUUUCUCUGAUGAAUCUCUGUAUUGGAGCACAGACGGCAAUA